Daktulosphaira vitifoliae (grape phylloxera) is the source of this 681-nucleotide messenger RNA. RefSeq lists its product as uncharacterized. The coding region runs from base 1 to 681 and encodes 226 amino acids. Gene Ontology annotation, molecular function: ATP binding; protein serine/threonine kinase activity. Gene Ontology annotation, cellular component: cytoplasm. The transcript has a single exon. The record is from RefSeq and is a predicted model, not a curated record. Lineage: Eukaryota; Metazoa; Arthropoda; Insecta; Hemiptera; Phylloxeridae. Gene Ontology annotation, biological process: signal transduction; protein phosphorylation.
AUGGGAAUGGAGUAUGCCCCUAACAACAUGCACCAAAUGAUACGAGGGUAUGCGGACAUCGGUUUGACUAUGCCCACUGAAUACGCUAAACUUUACACUUAUCAAAUGUUCCGAGCACUAGGAUACAUGCACGCUUUGGGUCUGUGUCAUCGAGACAUCAAACCUCGAAAUCUACUCGUCUAUCCUAACUGGGGGGUGUUGAAAUUAUGUGAUUUUGGAAGUGCUAAGAAUCUCAACGACGGAAGACCCAAUGCUUUGUACAUAUGCUCGAGGCAUUACCGUGCGCCAGAACUACUUUUUGGUACCAGGAACUAUACGGUAGCUGUGGACAUAUGGAGUGCAGGAUGUGUGUACGCAGAACUGAUAUUGGGAAGAAUUCUAUAUCCGGGUAAGACUGUCGCAGAACAACGGAACUUAGUCACCAGACAACUUCCAAAAGAACUCAUAGAGAUAGCACCACCCGACGUAGUCGAACUGGUAAUAUCAACUUUAAGUCUAAAGGCUUCUCUUAGACCAUCGGCUUUUGAGAGUUGCGCCUACCGAUGUUACGACCAACUUCGUUAUGGAGAUAUCCUAAUUCCUAAUGAUCAACCUUUACCACCCCUUUUUAACUUCAACCACACGGAAGUCAAAGCUGCCGGUAUUCUAAUUAAAGAACUCUUGCCCAGACAAUUAUUAUGA